Molecule: messenger RNA, 7912 nt
Organism: Magallana angulata
Lineage: Eukaryota; Metazoa; Mollusca; Bivalvia; Ostreida; Ostreidae
Product: adenylate cyclase type 1-like
Exons: 21
Coding region: 1215-7391 (2058 amino acids)
Biological process (GO): intracellular signal transduction; adenylate cyclase-activating G protein-coupled receptor signaling pathway; cAMP biosynthetic process
Cellular component (GO): plasma membrane
Molecular function (GO): adenylate cyclase activity
Source: RefSeq, a predicted model, not a curated record
CAGCGUGCUGGGUCCUCGUCUCCGUGAUAACAUCUCCUACUGUGACACCGUCAGACAAUGCGGCCCAUUGUUUGACCACGGGGCACAGAGGCAAACAAGAUUAAGCGAUCUCCGCCAUCACUCUCACACGAUUAAAUCCACGGUACCCCCGUCCCCGGUCAGCUGUGUGGGACAUUUACUCGCUCGACUUCUUACGGACACCUUCCAUCCAAUAUUAAUGUGUUAUUCUGACCUUUGAACCGCGAUCCCCGGAGAAAGGCGAGAAAAAUGUAAACAAACAAGGCGUGCAGGUAUUGGGUUCGGCGCAGGUAGAGAAUGGCCCAGCACUUCAUUCAGGUGUUUGGGAUUUAACAAAGCCAAUAUUCUUCUCAAUUAACAACGAGUUUACACGUAACUUUUCGGCCGUGACUGACAGAAAGCUUUUCUGACAGAUUCUAGGGGGAGAUAUUCUCUGUACCCCCGCUUCCGCUGAAGUUUUCCCCCUAAUUUUUGCAGACGACAUAUGCACAGAUUGGGUAUAGCCGUGUACACACGUGGGGAACAGCGGAGGUACAGCGCAAGGCAUUCCGCGCCGUGGAGGUUUUCUUCUCGUUCUCUGUCGAACCCCGUGUUCCCUCAGCGGCGGUCAUUGAUGAGAAAGGUAAAAAUCAGGAACUUAAUUCUCGACUAGAUCAGUUGAUCUCUUGAUAGGGAGAUUGUGAGAGAAAGAAAGAACAAGGGACCCGACAUCAGCUGUGUAGUGUGUUGUGAAGGAUUUUAAAACUCCCCGAGUCUCUCUCGCCACUGCUGAUUUUUAACAAAGACAUUCCCCUUCAAUUUGACCGGAGAAAUUGUUAAGAUAAUACAUCCAGUCCACGAAAGCAGGUAAAUCAACAAGAUCACAGACCUACAUCUAAACACAGCAAAAUGUGAAGCAGAGAGAAGAGACGGGGAAAAUCGAAGUCAAGUUUGAAAUGAACUUGCUACAAAGCUAUUUCAAACUGCUUCAAGAAAUGUCAUAGUGUAACAUGGUUUAAGCAUGGAGAGGUGUGGUUUUUACGGAGCUGCCUCGGCUGACAUGGGUUAGUAUCAGAUUUUGGGGAUCAUAUCAUUGGUGUUUGUACCUGAAGCACGCAAGGAUAAGAAAAUGACAGAGGACGCAAGAAUGUUUCAAAGCCUACAUUUAUAAAACCUAUAAGCCAGACUCAAACAAAGAAAAACUUUCAAAACCGGAAAUGCAGAACAACAGUGCUGACGAGACGGAUCCGGAAAUGGAGGGUGGACCGGAAACAAAGCCUCUGACAAAACGAAAAAACUUGAUGAAGCGGCGACUGAGUCCAUACAAGUUCAAAAGUGAGGAGUUAGAGAAAUUGUACCAGAGGUAUAUAUACAACCUCCAGCAGUCGGCCCUUCGGUACACAUUAGGAGUGUUCAUAAUUCUCACGGCAACCCUAUCUGCAUUGGAGUUUGCGUAUAUUCGGGAUUUUACCAUCUAUGGCCUGUGUCACGGAAUUAUGUGUCUUAUCUUCAUCGCAAUGUUCAUUCUGAUGCUAUUCUUCCUCUUUAAGUACGACUGCAUGAGAGAGGUCCACUUCCGGGUGGUAGUGCACGUGAUUCUGUUCUUCAUGGUGUGUUUCGCCGUUCUGUCGUUCCCCUUUGACCUGGACCACCCCCUGGCGCCCCGCCCCACAUACACGCACGCGGACGGUGUGUGGCAGAUAGUAUUCGUGGUGUUCAUCAUCUACUCCCUCGUGCCCCUAAGGACCCUACUCGCCGUCAUCUGUGGCGUCAUCAUUCCAGCCAGUCACGUGGUCGUCUGCAUCGUCACCAAGACCGAGAACGAUUCUGAUUGGUGGAGACAGUUGGUGGCCAACAUCAUCCUGUUCGUCUCGGUCAACGUGGCGGGAAUCUUCAUCAACAACGUGACCCAGCGCGCCCAGAGGAAGACCUUCGUGGACACGCGCAACUGUAUCGCGGCCCGGAAGGAGAUACAACAGGAAAACGAAAAACUGGAGCGCUUGUUACUGAGCGUGCUCCCGCAGCACGUGGCGUCAGAAGUCAAGGAUGACAUCACAAUGAGAGACAACGAGCGGCAGUUCCACAAGAUCUACAUCCACCAUUACGAGCCAGUCAGCAUUCUGUUCGCUGACAUCGUGGGCUUCACCAAGAUGUCCUCUCAGUGCACGGCACAGGAACUGGUCACCGUCCUCAAUGAAUUGUUCGGCAGCUUCGACCGACUCGCUAAGUUUUACGACUGUCUGAGGAUUAAGAUCCUGGGCGACUGUUAUUACUGUGUGUGUGGAGUCCCGCAGCCAAACGAGGACCACGCCAAGAUCUGUGUGGACAUGGGGCUCGACAUGAUUGACGUCAUCAAGAUGGUUUGUGAUAGAACGGACGUGGCAUUGAACAUGCGCGUGGGGCUACACACUGGGCGGGUGCUGAGCGGAGUCUUGGGAUUGAAAAAAUGGCAGUUUGACGUAUGGAGUAAUGACGUCACACUAGCUAACCAAAUGGAGUCCGGAGGAAUCCCAGGGCGAGUCCAUUUGACACGGGAGACAUUGCGGCAUCUUCCGGAAGAAUACAAAGUGGAGCCCGGAAACGGCGGAGACCGGAACGCUUAUCUCAAGGAGCGGGGAAUAGAGACCUUCCUGAUCACCGAGAGUCCGCCCAGAAACACACCUGGAAUCUGCAUGGGACGAAGUAACAUGAUCAAAGCCAAGAAACCCUCCUUUCGGAACACUUCUAGAAUCGUCCUGCGCCUGAUGCAGAUCCGGUUUAAUGCGGAGAUCCCUUUUUCAGAUGUUCUGAACCCCCAGUCUACUGACACGCACCGCCAAGAACCCGGAUCUAAGCUGUCGAACUUCGGAUACUCUGUGAGAGACAAAAUUAGAAAGGCCUUCCAAGGGCAGUCGAGUCGGAGUCCGUCCAAACAGCAGACAACCACAGAGUCGGCCAACAAGUACAUCUCCCAGGCGCUCAAGGCCCGGAACCUGGAGAAGGAGAAGCGCGAGCAGGUCAACAGCUUCACGCUCAGGUUCAAGAGCUCCUUCCAGGAGAAACAGUACCAGUCCACCAACGACUUUGCCUUCAGCAGCAGUAUGAUCUGUUCCCUGGUGAUGUUGAUCUGUAUGGCGGGGAUGCAGACAAUCAUUCUUCCAAGAACUCUGCUGUUGUUGAUUCUCUUCCUGACAACAUUUUGUUGGAUCGCCCUCGUUUUGAUUCUCAUUCUCAGCGUCAAACUCAAAUGCACAGUGUUUGAUAUUCGGAAAUCAUCUGGACUUAGGCUAUUUAUAAUGCUGGCGACUAUUAUUCUCAUUUACUCCAUGUCCCAAGUAAACAUUUUUUGUUGUCGUUCCUCCACGCUGUUUGAGGAGUUGACCUUAAAUGGCCUUAGUGGGGGAGGAAAGAUGCACCUCUCGUGUGAUUACCCACAAUACAUCUUCCUAGCCGGCGUGCUGAGUUUUAUUUCCGUUUCCGUUUUCCUGAAGCUAGCGGCGGGAAUCAAGUUCCUUUUGAUGGCCGUCAUGUUGGCCGUGUACAUCGUUGUCAUGGAGAUCACACACCGGGACAUCUUCGAGACGUUUGACAUGGCUAACAGACAUCACGUGCCGACACGGGUCACUGGCGUUGUCGUGUUAAUCGUAUUCAUGUUGACCCUGUACUUACAAGGUCGCCAGCAGGAGUGGACGUCACGGAUCGACUUCCUCUGGAAAUCCCAGGCCACAGAGGAGAAAAUCGGGAUGACGGAAGUCCAGAACAAUAACAAACGGAUUCUGUGCAAUCUACUUCCGGCGCACGUUGCCGCGCAUUUUUUAGAUACUUCUAGCAAGAAAACGGAGCUUUACAGUCAGUAUUAUCCUAAAGUGGGCGUAUUCUUUGCGUCCAUUCCGAACUUCUCUAACUUUUACAUAGAACUAGACGCCAACAACCAGGGCAUGGAGUGUCUGAGAGUGCUCAACGAAAUCAUCGUGGAUUUUGACGAGCUUUUGAACGAGCCUCGUUUCCGUGCCAUCGACAAAAUCAAAACCAUAGGUAGUACCUAUAUGGCCGCAGUCGGUCUGAUGCCGGAUUACAAAAUACAGGAAACACGUGGCUCUAUGAGUCAUUACAUGGAGAUAUUGGUGGAGUUUGUUCUGGCAAUGAUGGAUAAAAUGAAAGUCAUCAAUGAGAACUCGUACAACGACUUCCAGCUCAAAGUCGGUAUAAAUGUUGGUCCGGUGGUGGCGGGGGUUAUCGGCGCCAAGAAGCCUCAGUACGACAUCUGGGGAAACACGGUGAAUGUGGCCAGUAGAAUGGAGAGCACGGGGAAACCGGACCUCGUGCAGGUGACAGAAGAUGUGUAUAAUGUCUUGCACGAGAAAUAUGAAUUUCAAUGUCGAGGGGUGAUUAAGGUUAAGGGUAAAGGUGACAUGGUGACCUACAUACUAGUUGGCAGGAGGAGGCCCUGCAGUAUUCUUCAGACUGCGUCAUCGCCGCGACUAUCAACAGCAGCUAUUCCAAAUUCGCCACCUCUUGGUGUUUCCCCAAGUUCGCCUAACAUCCCCAAGUCUGGAUCACGUUUGUCGGCGAUUAAUGGGUCACCCAGCAUCAACAGCAUGGGCAAUGUAUCCAACAGUCACGUGACAGGCCAGUCGGCGUCAGGAGCUCUCAUCGUACGGAAUCCAAGUGCUGCCAGUCUGUCGUCACAUGAAAGUAUAUCUAGGAAUGAGUCUCUACGGUCCCAGAAUCGCUUGCCGUUAAACUUUGAACCCGCUAAAAGUAUGCCGACUCCUCCCGGAAGUUUAAAUCGAAAACGGAGGAACAGUUCUGACAGCCCCAAAUAUCCGGCCCGCAAACCGUCCGCAAAUGCUCUGUCACAUUGCAUUUCCGGUCACAUAUCUGAAACGGAGUCUGAGGUGACUUAUGCGCGCAUGGAUUCCCCAGAACUUCCUGCUGUACAUUUCAUGAAUGUGAGAACUCAGAAUGUCCUCCCUCUGCAGAACUCCAUGUUUGAUAACCUUAAGACAAGUCCAGGUACUUCCGAACAGCCAAACGAUCAUUUUGUCCGCAGUCUGAACUCUUACCCUGGUCAUAGUUCCUCACGCCAUCCAAUGAACGAUCUAUAUGCCACCCCCAUAUUUGAAGACGAGACUAUUAGUGUAAACAGUCCGCUUCUGCCCCAUUCGCCUCCGCCACAGACUCGGGGCGGGGAUCACUACAAACAAAUCCACAGGAACAUCAGCGAUAGCAACAUAGUGGGCCAUCAUCAAUCCCCCUCCGGAAUUCCACGCAGCACAAGUUCCCCCUGUGCCUACAGUAUGUGUAAUAUCACCUCUACUAGUGGGAUUGCUGACCCCAAUGACAGGACGCAGCACAAGGAGAAAUACACGGCGCCCCACUACGCCUCUGUGCAACCAAUCAGAAAACCGACACAGAUGCCGAUGAGUCAGUCUAAAGGACCGCCUGUCACCAAACCCUGCCAGGUGGUCAGUCCCACGGUACCCAUGGUUAGGCCAACUCCGUUUGUAAUGGCAGGGGCUGUUCCCGAGCUACGACAGUCUGUGAAAGCAGCGCCUGGUCUACAACCCCGAAAAGUUCAGAAUGUUCCACCAGUUAGUCCUUUUGCAAACCCGUCUUUCUUUAACCAAAGCAAUAACGACAGACCGGAUCCCAGUGAGAUUCCUGAAGAAAGCAGAAUGAUGAUAUCCAAUAUGUUGAGAGAACUAAAUCAAGUCGUCAGUCCUUCAAAUCCAAAUCGUAGAAAGUCCAACAGAUUGGACGGCAACGAGACUUCACACAAUAGAAAUCCGUCGGAUGACAUCUUUGUGACAGCCACCUAUCGUGAGCCACUGAGUCCUCAACAAGCUUUCCACGCUCCUAAUCAGGCCGGUCAUCAGCAAGGCAGCAGCCCUCACAGAAAACUCCCAUCGCCUCUUCACGGCUCCUCCCAAACCUUCGCCUCACCUCCAAGACAGAGUCCGAUGGCGUCUCCAGCGAAAAGAAGCUUAUUUGAUAGAACGAAAGAAGAAGACUCCCGGUGUUCGAUUUCGCCCCCACCACCUCCUAUUCCACCUAAGCCAAACCUUGACGGAGGCCGGAGGGUGUCCCGAGGGUCGCGAGCCAGCAGUACUUCCUCACAGUCCACGCUGACGCCCUCCCCUGCUUUGGUCGCCAACAUCGACGGACGAACCAUGUCCAUUAUGUCGAGUCCUGAGGACGAGGCUUUUCAGCAGUCAGAGUCCCAGCCUCCGCCAUUACCGGUCAGGAGAAUGCAACCCGAGAGAGCGAGCUCGCAGAGGACGGCCGAGGUGAAACCAAACGCUCUGGUUCAGCGAAGUAAUUCUAGUCCCCGGGUCAGGCCCCGGUCAUUACGUAAUCGGAAGGACACUCUUACACCUGUUCUGUACUCUGACGAUGACCGGGAGUCUGUGAGUUCCAAGCCGUUCAGCGAGCACUCGUCAGUCGUGUUGUUACAGCCAAUCGAGUUGAAGCUUUCCAGGCCCGCUUACGUUAAGCAGCUCUCGUGUCCCGCCGACGACUGCUACACUCAGUAUACCCGUGCCUUCCUCGCUAACACCGACUUUAUGAUAUCAAAUUUAGAUCGAAAUUUCUCCAGGUCUAGUGAUACUAUAUAUUCUAGCUUUUCCCAUGGACCUCCGACUCCCAAGUUUCCAGUCUUGAGUUCUGCUGCUUCUUCAUCCUUGACCCAAUUACUUCAAGAGUUGGCUGGGGAACAACCGAAUAAAAUUAAUGAAUACUCUUCCAAGCAUAACCGGUCCCAACCGUUCAGAACCGGAGAGACAGAAGUAGAGGAUAAACUGCUAAACAAGUCUCAAUCUAAAGGACAAACUGGACAAAAUUCAAAACGGAAACCAACACGCCUUCCAGUUCCAAUAAAACUAAAACAAAAUUCUGCUAAGGAUGGUUCAUCAAAGUCUCCGUCUGCUCAAAAUUCAUUUCAAGUCAAGCGGCGUGGAAAUUUUACAAUGCCAGUCAGGCCCUGUAAAAGUCUGGAUUAUAUACCGAGUGAUCGAGAGGACAACGCGUCAUCGGCUGCGUCAUCAACAUGCGGCAGUCCCAAAAUGACGCGGGAAUACGUAGACCCCUACUAUCAGGCUCGGAUCGAGGAAUAUCUCGCUGGCAGAAAUCUCCUCGGGCUCGAGAGCCUGAGUCUGUCGUCCAUCGCUAGCAGUAGCGAGAUGUCUAAGAGUGACCCCGCCCUCAACAUGGACUCAGGAUCGGCGGCGUACGAGUCGGAGUACGACAAUUACCGGCCGGGGAUGACCAGUGACGACGACUUCUUUAUAUCUGACCCCGUCAGUGACCUUGACUUGCUGGAUGAACUUGACAUUGAUCACGUAACAGUCAGUGAUCAUUUCAGUCUCGAUAUGCCGUUACCAGGGUUACAAAAGAAAACGACGACGGAUGUGUAAUGACGUCACUGUGUAAUUUAUUGAAUUGUUAUUAAGUAAUUACAGUAUUAUAAUUAUCGCUGUCAGUUAGCUGAAUAAAUGUGUGAUCCAAAUAUUUAAUGUGCAAUUAUCUUUAAAUAUAAGUGCAAUUUGAUUCUAUUAUAAUGAACGCGCUUUAAUAUUGUUUUAGUGGAAUCUUUUGCAAAAGGAAUGCGAGACGUAUGUUUUGUUUCCAACAAUUUAGACUUUUAUGUGUGUGUGUGUUUGUGUGAGAGAGAGAGAGAGAGAGAGAGAGAGAGAGAGAGAAAGAGAGAGAAAGAAUGGUAACGAAUGAGAGAUGUAUUCCUCAAUUCUGACUGUUUUCAUGUGCAUAUGGACACGUUUAUUGGCUGUUAUAUGUAACACUUGUUUGGUGCUUUGGUUGUUUUGAUUUGAUGAGGACUAUAUGUAUGUGCUUUCUCCCCACACUAGUGUUCAGUUCGCAGUCCAUGUCAAGACAACGCAUUGUGUGACCUGAGAUUAAACUCAAAUAGAAAAUGGCA